AGUACUUUAACAGUGCAGUAUUAGUACUUUUACUAAAGCAAAGGAUCUGAAUACUUCCUCCAUGACUGCCAAAAUGAAACAUUUUACCCCACUGUACAGGAUGAAGCUCUGGUAGCAUUUACAGACAAAAGUAACAAGCAGGUUACUUAACCGAGCAACAGAUGGGAACAGCUGAGCCUCUGCUGACAUAACAUGACAGAGCGUCAUUACUCAAUGCUAUUCUCCAGACUUUUAUCAUCUUAAAUGCUACUGUUUCUUCAUUUGCGAUGCUAGUAAAUGUGAAAAUUUUCAUUGUCCCUUCCCCUUUACAUCCCUAAACUUUAUGUAUCUUUUUCUGUUUUAUAUAAAAUAUUUUGUCUACAGUAAUAAUCAAGAAAACCCUACAUAUUUAAAGUCCAUUUACAGUCAGUCUUUCAAAGCCAUCUGUGAAUAUACAGAGGUAUAAAAACAGAACUAUAAGAACUUUACAGGGUAUUGAUGAACUUUACAGUUGGUCUUGGGAAUAGUAUCCCAGUCUAGAGAUUUGGGCUGAUUUUAUCACUGUAUUACAAUACUUUCUCAGUAGGUAUGACUCAAAAAAUUUCAUAUUUGCACUUGGAGGUCUUCAUGACACCUUAGUGCCUCAAAUACAGUCAUGUGCUCAUGUAAACAUGCCAUGGACGUGUGACUUGAAGCUCAGGCCAACUCUUUGCCCCCAGCAACUGCCGUUAUGUAUCCCAUUAUAGAGCCCUGCAAACAAUUACAUAAAGCCCACACACUGCUGAAUGCGAUGGUUCAUCAGCUUACAGCGGGGGAUUUUGUUAACUGGAUUAGCAGUAGAUUUAAACUCUGCAUUUAGGUUCAAGAAGUGAAAAUAAUCAGUGAGCCUGUCUGUGCAUCAGAUAUAUAAAGGCUCACACGCCGUCUUCUCACCACAGCUCAGACAAGCCAACAGCUCUGCACUGAAAACUUCCUCCAGCUUCAUUCUACACUUCAGGUAAGAGGAUGCUGUGUUGUGGGGACUAACUGAUGUUUUUGCAAACUAAAUAUGGAGUAGCAAGAGUGACUUUUUGUCCUUUAAAUGACAAAUUAACACAUGCUACACUUUAUUUUGCUUAGAAUGGACUUCCAAAUGUUUGCCCUGGUGAUGUUGUUCCUGGCCUGUGUGGAGCAGGGCCUGGCCUCCUGCGUGGUCGACAGCUUCACAGUCAAAGAAGACUUUGACCCCAAAAGAUAUGAAGGAAAGUGGUACGCUCUGCAGAAGAAAGAUCCCGAGGGUUUGUUCCUGCAGGACAACAUCUCUGCUGAGUACACUAUUGGGGACGAUGGUGCCAUGGUUGCCUCCUCUCGGGGCAGAGUCACUCUCUUCGGGUUCUGGGUUGUGUGCGCUGACAUGGCUGCUCAGUACUCUGUGCCCGACCCCGGCACCCCUGGCAAGAUGUUCAUGAACUACCAGGGCCUGGCCAGCUACCUGUCCAGCGGCGGUGACAACUACUGGGUCAUUGACACAGACUAUGACAACUACGCCCUCACCUAUGCCUGCCGCACCCUGAAGGACGACGGAAGCUGCGAGGACGGAUACUCCCUGGUCUUCUCCCGCAACCCCCGUGGCCUCCCCCCUGCCAUCCAGAGAAUUGUUCGCCAAAAACAGGAGGAAAUCUGCAUGGCCGGAGAGUUCCAGCCUGUGCUGCAGUCUGGUUCGUACUCAGUCUUUCAUAUUCAGUUUCAUAGACAAACAGUGACUAUGUACUUUGACUUGCAUUUAAAGGAUUUAGAUUAUAGACGCCAAAAAUGCCACAUUUUUAACAUCAUUAUAGCGCUUCACUGCACUUUUUCAUGUAGAUUCAACUCUUAGAAAUACAAAAAAAGUCUCAGUUACAUAAGUUACUUAUCAGUCACUAAUCAGUCAUAAGUCAUUAAUUUUUAAGUAAUUUUACUUUGUAUAUUCAGAUUAAAUGUUUCAAGCUCAGUGUUACAUUUUAACAUCUAACAGUUGACCCUCUUCUCUCUGUUCUGAACAGGAGCCUGCUAAACUGCUUAUAAGCUGAAGCUUUUUGAGGAGCCCUUCAUUAUACUGGAUUGAUCAUCAUCCUGCCAAAAACGAAGACAGAGCUCCGCUCAAAGUCACAAAUAUGAGAAUAAUUAUGUCAUGCUUAUGAUCUGCCAUGUCAUAGGAAAGAAUUCUCAGAUAAAUCCAAUUCAGCUCCCCAUAGAAAAAAAAAAUAACAAUGCCAAAAUGAAAAUAUAAUUCCAAAUCAAAUUCACUGAAAACUUCCAGUUGAGUGAAUUCUGAAAUAACCAACUACACAGUAUUGUCACACUGAUGG
Messenger RNA from Plectropomus leopardus (leopard coralgrouper), 2306 nucleotides. The record is from RefSeq and is a predicted model, not a curated record. Lineage: Eukaryota; Metazoa; Chordata; Actinopteri; Perciformes; Serranidae.